AAGCCUAAUAACGGCCAGAGGCCACGACAGUCUCUACGCGCCGGUUCGAGUCACUCUUCUCCGUCGUCGUCACCAGAAGAGAAGAAAUGAAAAAUCCUUUCAAACUUACCCAUCGCAUUUUAGAGUUUUUACAUUUCUGCCAUUAAAGCACCUCACUCUCACACACAUUUCCAAUGUCUCUCUCCUUUCUUCCAUCGAUAUUCUUCAAAAGCUCAAUUGCAAUUCUCUUUUAAUUUCUAACCCUUUCUAACCCUAAAAUUACUAAAUAAACCUCGCUUUGAAUUUUCUUUCUCCCUUUUUCUUAUAUAAUUCUUUUAUUGGAUUGGAUCGAUGUCGGCCGUUUGAUCUUGGGGAAAUGGACGGUGCUCAUGGCAGCACGAUCUCAAACGCGGCGGCGAACGCUCCGCCGCCGUUCCUCAGCAAGACCUACGACAUGGUGGACGAUCCGUCGACGGAUGCGAUAGUCUCCUGGAGCCCAAGCAGCAACAGCUUCGUGGUGUGGAACCCGCCGGAGUUUGCGCGUGACCUACUUCCCAAGUAUUUCAAGCACAACAACUUCUCCAGCUUCGUUCGUCAGCUAAACACAUACGGUUUCAGGAAGGUUGACCCAGAUCGCUGGGAAUUUGCAAAUGAGGGGUUCCUGAGAGGUCAAAAGCAUUUAUUAAAGAGUAUCAAUCGACGAAAACCCAGUCAUGCUCAUUCUCAACCUCAGCAGCCACAAGGACAAAGCACAUCAGUUGGGGCAUGUGUUGAGGUGGGGAUGUUUGGUCUUGAGGAAGAAAUCGAGAGGCUUAAAAGGGAUAAGAAUGUCCUUAUGCAAGAACUGGUUAGGCUUAGACAGCAGCAACAAUCGACUGAUCACCAGAUGCAAACCUUAGGGCAGCGCCUUCAGGGCAUGGAACAGCGCCAGCAGCAGAUGAUGUCCUUUCUGGCGAAGGCCAUGCAGAGCCCAGGGUUUUUGGCGCAGCUGGUGCAGCAGAACGACAGCAACAGGCGCAUCGCUGGAGUGAAUAAAAAGCGAAGACUCCCGAAACAUGAGAAAGAGAACUCAGGGAGUGAUUGCACCAUGUCUGAAGGGCAAAUAGUCAAAUAUCAGCCUCUAAUCAAUGAGGCUGCGAAGGCCAUGCUCAUGCAAAUACUGAAGACUGAUCCAUCUCCCAUGCUGCAAUUGCCGAAUAACUCCGAUGGGUUUUUAAUUGAUAAUGUGCCCUCACGGUCCGAAGCAUUGGAUAGUAGAAGUAGUUCAAGUCGGGUCUCGGGGGUAACGCUUGCAGAAGUUCCACCAACCUCAGGGCAUCAAUAUCUGACUUCAGCCUCGGCAUUUCCUGGUGUCUGCCCAUCUGCUGCAGUAUCUGAGAUUCAGUCUCCUGCCACUGACAUUGAAACAAUUGCUCAAUAUCCAGAUAUAAGCAUGCUAUCUAGUGUGCAAGAAGCCAUCACUCCACCCCAGACUAAUAUCGUUAUUCCCGAAUUUGCACCUCAAAUUCAAGGAAUAGUUCCAGAAAGCAGUGCUGCUGAUGUCCUGAAUGAGAGCUUUGUGGUGCCUGAUGCGGGGUGUGGGUUCAUCGACUCCAUGUCCGUGGGAGUUGAUGGGAGGGUGCCGAUAGAAGCUGAAAAAUUCCCUACUGACACUGAUGUAGAUAUCUUAUUUGAUGGCAUACCCAAGCUUCCAAGCAUAAAUGAUGUUUUCUGGGAACAGUUCCUUUCAGCAAGCCCGCUCUCAGGCGAAACAGAGGAGGCUGAGUCGAGCACUCAAGAAACUAACACAAUGGAAAUGGAGAUGCAAGAAGAGUGCGAAAAUGUUUGGGACAAAUCUCAACACCUGGAUCAUCUUGCAGAACAGAUGGGGCUUCUUACAUCAGAAAACAAAGGCUGAAAACUAUAUUUAUGUAUAUUUUCUGUUUCGAGUCACUCGAGGUAAUCUACUCUUCUGUAAUGAUCCUUCUUAUCAGAUCGAAGUGAGAAGCAGCUAAUAUAGGAAUCUCUCACAGCAUUACACUGAGGAUGGAAUUCCUCAUUUAGGCCUCAACCAAAGAAAAAAAGAAAAAGAAAAAAAGAAAAAGAGAAAAAUAAAAUAAAAAUCAAGCUUAGCCAAAGUGAAAUGAGGUGUCGCAGGAAAGUCCAGGAACCCAUUUUUGGUGUCUGUAUGGGCUUUCUUGAUUGAUCUUGAUCUCUUGCUUUGGGUAAAUGGCUUUUGCAAUGCACCGGUAGAUAACAUGUUAUUAUAGAAGCUUACUGCAUCAUCUGUCAUUUUGAUCGGUUUCUGCAGUUGUUUUGAAAGAGUCGAUGUUAUUAGGGUAAUAUUGAGUUCUUUGUGAUAUGGCAUGUAAAUGUGGAAAUAGCUAUCACAUGAUUGUCUUUGAAGAAGAGCGUAAUCACGGUAGGCGGUCUGUGUGGCUGUUGUAGGGGAAAGUGGAAGCUAAUUGAUAUUUUUUUAGCUUUGAUGUGGCUGAUGUUAAGAUGAGGUUAACUGCUCAUUUACUUCCAUAGUGUAUUCACAGUAUUUUGAUUUUGAUUUUAUACUAUUUCACAUCUUUGAGUUUGUA
Molecule: messenger RNA, 2546 nt
Organism: Magnolia sinica
Lineage: Eukaryota; Viridiplantae; Streptophyta; Magnoliopsida; Magnoliales; Magnoliaceae
Product: heat stress transcription factor A-1-like
Exons: 2
Coding region: 356-1876 (506 amino acids)
Biological process (GO): regulation of transcription by RNA polymerase II
Cellular component (GO): nucleus
Molecular function (GO): RNA polymerase II cis-regulatory region sequence-specific DNA binding; DNA-binding transcription factor activity
Source: RefSeq, a predicted model, not a curated record